Molecule: messenger RNA, 1634 nt
Organism: Hypomesus transpacificus
Lineage: Eukaryota; Metazoa; Chordata; Actinopteri; Osmeriformes; Osmeridae
Gene: kdelr3
Product: KDEL endoplasmic reticulum protein retention receptor 3
Exons: 5
Coding region: 333-980 (215 amino acids)
Biological process (GO): protein retention in ER lumen; endoplasmic reticulum to Golgi vesicle-mediated transport
Cellular component (GO): endoplasmic reticulum; membrane; cis-Golgi network
Molecular function (GO): ER lumen protein retrieval receptor activity
Source: RefSeq, a predicted model, not a curated record
ACCAGGGUAUGCGCAUCCUGUUCGAACUGUCAGCCACGUCACCGGCUUCAACUUUUUCAUGACGUUACAGACGGGAUAACAGAUAGUAAAGUCCUGUGAAGAAAUUGUGGACUAUAGGAAUGCAUGUUAUUUUUACCGGACAAACGAGAUAAAUAGCUAUUCUACUGGUUUUUAUAUUUUUAAAUCGUUUUAGCAAUCGUAGCCUUUAGGUAGGCUAACUUGACCUGAAGAGUCGGAGUCCCUAGGUUUUUUUACUUGCAAACUGAGAAUUUAUUCUGCUCUUUUGUAAACACUUAUCUCCAACGUUUUGAUUUUGAACCAGUAGCCUAAACAUGAACAUUUUUCGUCUAGCUGGUGACGUGUCGCAUCUUGUUGCUAUUAUUAUUCUGUUUACAAAGAUAUGGAGAUCCCGAUCGUGUGCAGGGAUCUCGGGAAAGUCCCAGGUGCUGUUUGCUCUGGUGUUUACAACCAGGUACCUGGACCUGGUCACCACCUUCAUCUCCGCCUACAAUACAGUCAUGAAGGUGGUGUUCCUGGGGCUAGCCUACGCCACAGUGUAUCUGAUCUACGUCCGCUUCAGAAACACCUUUGACUCAGAGAACGACUCGUUCCGCGUUGAGUUCCUGUUGGUUCCUGUGGCUGGUCUGUCCUUCCUGGAGAACUACGCUUUUGCUCCAUUAGAGAUCUUGUGGACCUUCUCCAUCUACCUGGAGUCGGUGGCCAUCUUGCCACAGCUGUUCAUGAUCACCAACACCGGAGAGGCGGAGUCUAUCACCACCCACUACCUGUUCUUCCUGGGUCUGUACCGCCUGCUCUACCUGGCCAACUGGGUGUGGCGCUACCACACAGAGGGCUUCUUUGACCAGAUCGCCGUGGUGUCCGGUGUGGUGCAGACCAUCUUUUACUGCGACUUCUUCUAUCUCUACUUCACCAGGGUGCUCAGAGGAAGCAAGAGCAUGGGCCUGCCCAUGCCAGUGUGAGCCCCUUCCAGCCUCUGCAGCCUCUGUUCCCCUCCUGACAGUCCUUCCAGCCUCCACCCUCUGCAGCCUCUGUUCCCCUCCUGACAGUCCUUCUAGCCUCCACCCUCUGCAGCCUCUGUUCCCCUCCUGACAGUCCUUCUAGCCUCCACCCUCUGCAGCCUCUGUUCCCCUCCUGACAGUCCUUCUAGCCUCCACCCUCUGCAGCCUCUGUUCCCCUCCUGACAGUCCUUCUAGCCUCCACCCUCUGCAGCCUCUGUUCCCCUCCUGACGGUCCUUCCUACUCCAGCCCCUUUCAUCCACACCACCUGGAGGACUCGCUGAGCAACAUGUACGACCCAAAGGGUUACUUGUCUUAGAACGGUACAGUGUGUGUCUUUGUGUGCAUGCCAAAGUGUGGGUUAAGUCUGUCAAUGUGUGCUUCUCCUGUGAGAGAACUGACCAAAGGACUUUGUCAUUAGGUCUUGGUUCAUGCGUGUUGAAUGUUUUGUCAGAUCUGAGUUGUAAAGAAUCUGUUUGUUGUUUUCUUCUCCUUUGUCUUGAUGUAGAGUUUUCUACUUGAUUGUCAAAUGCAAUUGGUAUUUUUAAAUUUCUCACUUUCAUGACAAGUAUGCUUUUUUAAGUCAUGAUAUAAAUAAAAAUGAUAUCGGUUUUGUA